Molecule: messenger RNA, 3540 nt
Organism: Scomber japonicus (chub mackerel)
Lineage: Eukaryota; Metazoa; Chordata; Actinopteri; Scombriformes; Scombridae
Gene: fhdc1
Product: FH2 domain containing 1
Exons: 12
Coding region: 1-3540 (1179 amino acids)
Source: RefSeq, a predicted model, not a curated record
AUGAGUUGUCCAUCCUCAACCAAUGAGCCAGAGAGGUGCAGCAGCGAGGGCAGCGGCUGCACCACUUCCUCUAUCACCACCUCUGACCCGUCCUCUAUGUCUGGACACACUCACUCCAACCUACCUUCCCUCAGUGACACCCCGAAAACCAAGCAUGAAGCACCCCCUCCUCCUCCGCUGCCACCUCCGCCUCCCGGGGCCCCCCCGCCUCUGCCACAGACCAUGUCCAACAGCCACAACGGGAGGAAGAAGCGCCGCGUACGCAGCUUCUUCUGGAAGCCGAUCCCGGAGGAGAAGGUCCGCGGGAAGCCCAACAUCUGGACGAUGGCGGUGCGGCAGCAGCAGUACCAGAUCGACGUGCGCUCUGUGGAGGAGCUGUUCGGGCAGCAGGAGGAGGCAGUGACAGGCGUACGUGGGGGGACGCCGGCCACUGGAACCUCAGCCCGUGUUGCCCGGUCCCGGUCCUUCAAAGAGAGCAGCAAAGAUGAGAUCAGCAUCCUUGACUCCAAGAGGGGGAUGAAUGUGGGCAUUUUCCUCAAGCAGUUUAAAAAGUCCAAUCGCUCCAUUGUGGAAGAUAUACGACAAGGAGAAGGAAAGGUUUAUGGAGCAGAGCUGCUCAAAGACCUGCUGAAGCUCCUUCCUGACAUAGAGGAGAUAAAGAAGCUGCAGGCAUUUAAAGGAGACCCAGUCAAGCUGACACUCGUUGAUUCCUUUAUGUACCUCUUGAUCCAGGUGCCACGCUUCGAGGUUCGGAUUGAGGCCAUGGUCCUGCAAGAAGAGUUCUUCCCUUCCUGUGCAUUGAUGAGCCGUGAUAUCGAUGUCGUCCGCGUCGCCACUAAAGAGCUGAUGGGCUGCGAAGAGCUCCACGCCAUUCUGCAUUUGGUGCUGCAGGCUGGAAAUAUCAUGAAUGCUGGAGGCUACGCAGGCAACGCUGUGGGCUUCAAGCUGUCAUCCCUCCUCUCAUUGGCUGACACUAAGGCCAACAAACCUGGGAUGAACCUCCUGCACUUUGUCGCCAUGGAAGCAAAGAAAAAAGAUGAGAAGCUGCUCAAGUUUCCAGAUAAGCUUCAUGAUGUCCAGAGUGCAGCCAGAGUUUCAGUGGAGAACAUCGAGAUGGAGUUCUCCUCCUUAUAUGUUCGGAUCAAAUCCCUCGAGGAAAAGGUUCAAGGAGACCCGGAGCUAUUGCAGCAGCUAGAGCCCUUCCUGCAGAGUUCAGCACGGACACUUCAGGACCUGAAGAGACGCAGGCUGGAUCUGCGUAAAGAGGGGAACACUCUCAUCGAUUUCUUUUGUGAAGACAAGGACACCUUCAAGCUGGACGAGUGCUUCCGCAUUUUUCAAGACUUCUGCAUCAAGUUCAAGAAGGCCGUUAAGGACAACAUGGACCGCGAGUUGAAGGAGGCAGCGAGGCAGCGUCGACUGAGAGAAUUGGAGGAAAAGCGCUUUGCAUGGUCCGGUGCAGAUCAAAGCGGGGGAUUCGGUCGGAGCAGCAGUGAGAACGACGUGGAGAUGCUCACUAAGGAAGGCCUACUGGACUUCUUCCAGCAGAGGUCUCAGAGUCCACACAGCCCAGUGGGACGUUCCGCCAGCGCUCGCCGGCACCGUCAUACCAUGACGUCCAUUGCAGACCGCGAACUUCAAGGAUACCUGGAGCUAUUUGGAGGCACUGGAAAUCCCACUGACUAUUCCAAGUUUAACAGCCUACCUCGUUCAGGUCGCCCCCUCCAGCGGAAGAUGACUCCCUGGAUCUUAGACCAGGAUGACAACCGUGAGUUGGGGUGUGACAGACAGGUGACGUCUCCAGAAACCGAACCAAUUAGCCCACUGGCCCGGUUUUCCUCCUCUAGGCUAAACGCCAAUGAGGACCCAUACAACAAUAAUAAUAAUUACUCAUCUUUGUCCGAGGGCAGUGUUCUGCCUCACUCCUUUUAUGCCUUUCAGAAGUCCAACCCAACAAUUACCAGCCACAUGAAUUUUAAUGUGGAGAAGCAUACUUUAGUUCGAGGUCCUCAAGCAUUUGAACUACCUAGUCCAAACAAUAACAGCAAUCAUAUGCACUUUGUCAACCAGGGGGACGUUGUGGUGACUGAUAUGGAAAAGGAGAGACUGUCACCUCCCAAGAACCUGGACAAUCUUCCAGGAGUUUUAGAACGAGGGCUGGAUCUCAAGACAGCAUGGCAAGGGAAAACAGAUUCUCCAGCACAGACUGGGAUUUCUCCUGAAAGAGAGAAAGAAGAAGAGAACAGCACAGUUUCAUCAACAACCUGUGGCACUCCUCUCCCAUUAGAUACCUCUGUAUCCAAUAAGAAGCCAGUGUUUUAUAUACUAGACUGCACAGAAACAGACUGCUCUGUUACUCUGGAUUACUCUGAAGUUGAAAGCUCAUCUCUAACAAAAGAAGGACUUAAUUUCAGCACAAGCGACUGCAGCAAAGAUCAGGAGAGUCAGCAAGAUCCAAGCUCUCUGUCCUCUAAUCUGGAGUCUAUGUCUCCCAAUGACCAGUCAGUUUCAACCAAUGAACUCUCAGCGCCAAAAUCUGUGGAUGCAGCAUCCAUGACUCCAUCGCCUACCUUAGAGGAGUGGGACACAGAGAGCUGUGACACUGCAGAAGGAAAACAAAGCGUGGAGAAAGAUACUCAGAGUAGCAGCAAAAAUAAAGCAGUGCAUGCAAAGAGCAAAACUAUCAAGGCCACUAAGAGCAAUGGUGGUCGCGGUGUGCGAACACUGACCAACAGUGAGACCCAGGGCAUGCGGAAGGUUGUGCCCAUUAACAAGCUUGUUAGAACAGGUAACAACAAGAAAGCAGAGAGAACCUCGACACAUGAGGGUGGAGAGUCACGGCGGCCUCUGCGUGACCAGAGCACACCAGCCAGAGGACAGAGCGAGAAGACGGCAAGACCUCCUCGACACUCCAGUCUGCCUCCAGGUGACUCCAAAGCUCAGAGGAGCUUCACAGGCAGCAUUUCCAGAUGGGCACGUGAUUCUAUGCCAAGGAAAGGCUCCAUCCACAAGCUGAGCACCAAACCUCUGAGGAACAUCCCAAAGCCUCCACCCGAGGAGAAGAUGUGCCGCUCCACUAUGAGAGCCCUGGCACAGGCACAGGCACAGUGUGCAGCUUCCUCUGAGAACGGCAGCACACACACACUAUGCCCCAAGAGCAACUCCGGUCUUCCCAGCUUUGCCCGCAACACCGUAGCUUCGACUUCCAGGACCAAGAAAGAGCUGGCCAUCCCCUCAGUCCCCUCAGUCCCCUCCGUCCCCUCCACCCCGUCUCGCAGCUCCUCAGCCAUGGGUCGACAAAGCUCCUUGAAGCAGAACAGGUUAUCAUCCACAGUCCACGGCAGUGAGGAGCGGCCUCAAGGGACAAAUUUGCGACGAGUGCAAAGCGUGAAGGCGGCCAGUCGCAGUGCAUACCGCAGCGAGACUCCCCCUCCACCUACAACACGUGAAGAUAUUCGUAAGACCAAUAGCUUUUCUGAAAAGUCAGUCCAGUCUCGAGACUCGGGUACAUCCAGAAACUUGAAGCCAACCUGGAAAUAA